This is a messenger RNA of Ostrea edulis (European flat oyster), 6129 nucleotides long. RefSeq lists its product as uncharacterized. Bases 1 to 6129 code for a protein of 2042 amino acids. Gene Ontology annotation, biological process: DNA integration. Gene Ontology annotation, molecular function: nucleic acid binding. The record is from RefSeq and is a predicted model, not a curated record. The transcript has 5 exons. NCBI's taxonomy places the organism in Eukaryota, Metazoa, Mollusca, Bivalvia, Ostreida, Ostreidae.
AUGGCGGACAUGGAAGAGAACAUCCCUACACCCACACAGGACAUGGAUACAGGGACCGCAACAGAAACAGAGCAAAAAUCAGAAAAACGACAGUGGAAACCAUCGGAAAAGGGGAGUGAGGAAGAUGAAGUUAUGCGGGAGUAUGAAGAAUUUGCUCGAGAUAAUCAGGAAAGAAAAAGACUGGUAGAAAAGGCUUUCAAAGACAUUCAGGAAAGGAAACAGACACUAGUGGAAACAUCUUCAUCACAUGGAUCCAGAUUUUCUGUGAGAUCAGGAAUUUCAGUGAUUGCCAAGAAACAAGCAAAAGUAGAGGCGGCUAGGGCAAAGAUAAAAUUUUCAGAGCAAGAGAGAGAUCUUCUGGAGGAGAAGUUUAAAGUAGAAGAAGAAGAAGCACUGACAAAAAUAAAGACAGAAAGAAGGAAAGCUGAACUUAACUCGAGCCUAUCUCGUCUGGAACACGAAAAAGAAUUAGCCGCAGCAGAGGCGGAAGUAGAAGUGUUGAAGAUGGUAGGGAGUGAACUGGAGAGGAAUGAAAUAACUGAUACAUUGCUUCCCAAACAGCAAGAAAACUCAGAGAUAAGGACAAAUCGUUAUGUGAACGAACAUUCUCAGUUUACUGGACACACCAAUCUGAAUCCAAGUGCAAGACCAUUCGACCCACAUUCCAUGCAAGAUCCUAGCUGUUCACAGGAGUUUUUCUAUCCUUUACCUCAGCCCAGAUAUUAUACCCGUCGAGAACAGUCACCAGAACGACCUGCACCUGUUAACAUGAAUUUCUCUCAAAACCAAGUGACUUCAGACCUCACAAAGUUCCUGCUUAGAAAGGACUUGCUGUUUGCAAGACUUACAACCUUUUCUGAACAGCCUGAAGCUUACUUGGCAUGGAAAAGAACCUUCAAACAGGUAAUGGAUGAACUAAAUAUUGGUCCAUCGGAGGAAUUGGAACUACUAAUCAAGUGGUUGGGACCUGUGUCUUCAAAAUAUGCACAAAGUCUAAAAAUAUCUAAUGUCAAUAGACCCAUUCUUGGUGUAGCCCGUUUAUGGGACAGGUUAGACCACAGGUACGGUUGUCCAGAGAUGGUGGAGGCGGCUCUUAAAAAGAAGAUAGAGCAAUUCCCCAAGCUAAAUAACCGAGACAAUGAAAGGUUAUUUGAGUUGGCGGACAUCUUGGCGGAGAUUGACAGUGUGAAAGAGAACUCAACCUACAGUAGCCUGCUGUCCUACUAUGACACAUCUUCUGGUGUUUUGCCAAUUAUACAGAAGCUACCUUAUUCCCUUCAGGAGAAGUGGACAUCGAGAGCAGUAAGGUAUAAGAAGAACCACAGCGCGAUCUUCCCUCCUUUCAGUGAAUUCUUAGACUUUAUUCAGGAGAUGAGCUACAUUAAGAACGACCCAGGACUAAACUACGAUAACAACAACAACAUGGAAAAACAUCCAACGAGCACCUCGCGCAACAGAGUCAAUGUAAAAAUGUCAGACACUAACACCAACGUUAAGCCAGUGAAAACAGUCUUCCAACAUCCAAGGUGUAUUAUUCAUGCAAAUUCGAAGCAUGAUUUGAAUGACUGUAAAGCAUUUCGACUGAAACCCUUAGAAGAGAGACGUCGACUUCUGAAAGAUUCUGGUGUCUGCUUCAAAUGCUGUGCUUCGAAGGACCAUAGGAAACGUGAUUGCACAACUGUCAUUGUGUGCAGAGAUUGCGGAAGCCACAAUCAUUGCACAGCUCUACACAUUAAUACGACGACUGAUCGGCCAAAAGGGAGAGAUAAUGGCGGGGAGGAACCCAUUAAACCACCGAAUGUUGACAGUACAUGCACCGAAAUUUGUGGGAAGAAUGUCGAUGGAAAAUCCUGUGCAAAGAUCUUACCAGUUUAUGUGACAAACAAAAACAUCCCUCAGAAACAAAUAAAGGCAUACGUCAUUCUGGAUGAGCAAAGCAAUAAAACAUUAGCAAGAUCUGAACUGUUUGAUUCCUUUGGAGUGGACAGUGCCUUGAUGGAAUACACUCUGAGGAGCUGCUCUGGAAAAUCACAAAUGUUUGGGAGAAAAUCUGGUGGAUUCAUCAUACAAUCAGUCGACAUGUCAGCCAAGAUUGUUUUGCCUGAAAUUAUUGAGUGCAGAGACAUCCCAAACAAUAGAAAUGAGAUCCCGACUCCAGAAGCGGUGAGACACCAUACACAUUUAUGCGACAUAGCGAACAAACUUGAACCCAUAGAUGCAGAUGCCGAGAUCCUCCUUCUGAUAGGAAGAGAUGCAAUUGAGGCACAUCAUGUACUGGAGCAAGUUGUCGGACCUGCGGAUUCUCCAUUUGCCCAGAGGCUCAAGCUGGGAUGGGUAGUCAUGGGAGAAAUGUGUUUGGGCAGAAACCACAAACCGGAUAGCAUAAGUGUCUGCAAGACUUAUCAUACAUCCCAAGGAAGACCGACUGUUCUACCCCCUUGUCCUAACAAGUUUGAUGUGCUCGAACCAGCUAAUUGCAUUUCUUACCCAAAGUCUCAGGACAUGAUCAAUACUAAGCUGGCAUCAGAUGUCUUCAUGCAGACUGAUCUAGAUAACACUAUGGGACCCUCGAUCGAAGACAGAAAGUUCUUAAGUUUGAUGAACAGAGAACUUUACAAGGAUGAAGCUGGACACUGGUGUGCACCACUUCCCUUUUGUGUUCCUCGCAAGAAACUACCAAACAACCGUGCGAUGGCUGUUCAACGAUCCAGGUCUCUGGAAAGAAGUCUGAGACAGGAUCCAGUGAAAAGAGAACAUUUCUUUGAAUUCAUGAAUGAACUUAUUGAACGGAACCAUGCUGAAGUUGCACCUGCACUACAUUCAGGGGAAGAAUGCUGGUACCUUCCGGUGUUUGGAGUCUACCACCCCAAGAAGCCUGGACAGAUACGUUGUGUGUUUGACUCCUCAGCAACCUUCGAAGGCGUCUCAUUAAACGGUGUGCUAUUGUCGGGACCCGAUCUCACGAAUAGCCUGAUAGGAGUUCUCAUGCGUUUUCGAACUGAGCAGAUUGGGAUUAUGGCUGAUAUACAGAAAAUGUUCUAUUCGUUUACUGUAAGAGAAGAUCAUCGAAACUUUCUGAGAUUUCUAUGGUACAAAGAUAAUGACUUCAACAAGGACAUAAUUGAAUACAGAAUGCGGGUGCACGUAUUUGGUAACAAACCAUCACCCGCCAUUGCGAACUAUGCUCUUCAGAAGACAGCGGAGAUCGCAUCUGAAACAUAUGGAAAAGACGUCAAGAAGUUUGUUCAAAGAAACUUCUAUGUUGAUGAUGCCCUGACUUCGGUUUCGUCUGCAGAAGAAGCUAUCGACCUUCUCACAAGAACCAAGGAUGCUCUGAUGACUUUAGGAAAGAUCCGUCUCCACAAGUUUGCAUCCAAUAGUGGGGAAGUAAUGGCUAACUUACCUCUGCAAGACCUCUCCAAGGAGCUCAAGAAUGUAGAUCUUGACUCGGAUGACUUACCACUGCAGCGAAGUCUUGGGCUAAACUGGGACCUUGACUCGGACUCAUUUACCUUUCGUGUUUCCCUGAAGGAAACCCCUUUCACGCGACGUGGUGUACUGUCCACAGUAAGCAGUCUCUUUGAUCCCCUUGGACUCAUAGCACCUGUGACCAUACAGGGCAAGCUUAUUCUUCGUGACCUGAUUUCAGGAACAGUGGAUUGGGACGAACCCCUCUCUGAAAAUCAUAGAGUGCAGUGGGAGCAGUGGAAAAAUUCUCUGAAGGCAUGCGAGAACUUAUUUAUCCCAAGAGCUUAUUCACCCAUCUCCUUACGAAAAGCGGUAAGAGUAGAAAUACAUACCUUUUGCGAUGCUUCUGAGAGAGCUAUAGCUGCAGUUUCCUACUUAAGAUCAGUCUAUCAAGACGAAACUUCCCACCUCGGACUCUUGAUGGGAAAAGCCAAAGUUGCACCGAAGCAUGGAACAACAAUACCCAGACUUGAGCUGUGUGCCGCAGUCUUGUCAGUUGAGGUCUCAAACAUUGUCAGAAGAAAUAUGGACAUCAACAUUGAUGUUGUAAAGUUUUACACGGACAGCAAGAUUGUUCUGGGCUAUUUACAUAACGAGACCAGGCGAUUCUAUGUUUAUGUAGCGAACAGGGUACAGCAUAUCAGACAGUUGACGUGUCCUGAUCAAUGGCAGUACGUACCCACACAGAAAAACCCAGCAGAUCUGGCAACUAGAUCUGUACCUGCUGACAAAAUGAGUAACAGCAUAUGGCUCAAGGGACCGAAGGAGUUUUUGGAUGGUCAUCAUGAUGAAGGUUUGCUGGAACUUUCUGAGGACUCUUACUCUCUAGUGAGCCCUUGUGAAGACAAGGAAGUACGUCCCAUUGAGAAAGUUGAUACAUGCUUGACCAAAAUUUUAUCAGAUCCUGGCAUUGAACUCGGAUCACACCGAUUUGAGCGGUUCUCGAACUGGAGAAAACUUGUAGGAGCCAUUGCUUUUCUGAAACAGUUCAUCAGAAAUAGGAAGAAGUCAGAAGUGUCUCAGAGACAAAGAUCCGUAGAAUUGUAUCAAGAGGCAGAAAGGUUCAUAGUGCGUACGGUUCAGAGGGAGAUUUACGCUUCUGAAGUUUCCCACAUAGAGCAGAAACUGCCCCUCUCCAGGAACAGUCACAUUCUUACUUUAGAUCCAUUUCUAGACUCUGACAACAUGUUAUGCAUCGGUGGAAGAAUUAAACAUGCCAAUAUUCCUUUGCAGGAGAAACACCCUUUGCUUAUUCCUGGAAAACAUCACAUCGCCAAACUCCUUAUCAGUCAAGUACACGAGAAUGUACAACACCAGGGCAGGCAUAUUACAGAGGGCGCCCUGCGUGCGGCAGGAUUCUGGGUAACUGGAGCCAAGUUGCUAAUACGUACUCACAUCCAUAACUGUGUUUCAUGUCGUAAGCUGCGAGGAUCCUUAGAAUUCCAAAAGAUGGCUGACCUACCUCCAGAUCGUCUCGAACCCAGUCCCCCAUUUACUAAUGUCGGCGUUGAUGUAUUUGGGCCCUGGAAUGUUGUGACUAGACGAACCAGGGGUGGAAGCGCGCAGUCAAAGAGAUGGGCAGUUAUGUUUUCCUGUCUGACUACACGUGCUGUGCACAUAGAAUUGAUAGAAGACAUGUCUUCAUCCGCAUUCAUAAAUGCAGUGAGGAGGUUUACAGCCCUUAGAGGCGAAGUCAAAAUCUUUCGUUCAGAUCGAGGAACAAAUUUUGUUGGGGCCACCAACGACCUCAAGAUUGAUGCAGUAAAUGUGGAAGAUGGAGAACUCAAAGACUAUCUUUACAAGUCGGGGACUAUCUGGAUCUUCAAUGCCCCUUACUCCUCCCACAUGGGCGGAGCAUGGGAAAGGAUGAUCGGCUCAGCACGGAGAAUACUGGAUGCCAUGCUUUCUAAAGUCGCAGACAAACAUCUUACUCAUGAUGUACUUUUCACAUUUAUGACUGAAGUAGCAGCCAUCAUGAACAACCGACCUCUUGUGCCAGUUUCAACAGAUGCUGAAUCACCUUACAUACUCACCCCAGCAACAUUGUUGACUCAGAAGACUGCAGAUGCCUUUUCCGCAAGGAAUCUUGGAGAGUUCACAGACAAGGAUCUUUUUCGUGCAGAGUGGAGAAGAGUCCAGAGUUUGUCAGAUCAUUUUUGGAGACGAUGGAGAGAUGAGUACCUCACCACUCUACAAAAACGUCGCAAGUGGACUGAAGUUCGUACAAACUUGAAAAAAGGAGAUGUUGUGCUUCUGAGAGACAAAGCAGUGAACAGAAACAAUUGGCCACUUGGUGUUAUUGAGGAGACCUUUCCUGGUGCUGAUAAAACUGGGAAAUGCCACAAAUCCCAGAGCAAGAAUGAAUCACUUCAUGAUAUCGAGAAUGUUCUGUUGGAUGGAUCAUGUGCGGAGAGUAACAGUUGUUCCUGCACAAUUGGACUGUCGGCACACUUAACAUGUUUCAGACUUUGGCAUGUACCCCGAGGAGAGAAGACGUGUGGAAGUUCAGCUGAAAACGUCGUUAUGUAUGGCUACAAUGCUAAGUCACCACCUCAACAACCUUGUGAAUUAAGAUCUACUCUGUACAAUCCCAUCAAUGCUGAUGUCCCAAAAAUUCAGAACUCCGAGUUUGACAAAUCCUGUAUGUUGCUUCAGUUGUGA